GUUCCAGUUGAUAUCACUAUCAGUUGGGAUCCUUUUGUUUGUGGCGUGAUUGCAGCGGGGUUUUCAGAAGGUACUAAGAUUGUACCGGGCAGGAGAAGAUGGACGGACUUUUCACUUCAAGCUGGCUGCUCUACGUGCUUUCGCACGAGGAGAUGAAACUUUGAUCCCAGUGCACAGCCGAUUCAAGCUUCCAAUGCGCUUAUUAUGCCGCACUGCGGAUUGAAGCUUUUUAAGUUCACGGUUUGCUUCUCCAAUUUCUAGACUUCCCUUUAGUGAAAAGCAACGACUCUUUGUAGUUCGUGCUUGCAGCUGACUUGGAUCUUUGCAUGUUUGGCGAUUAGCUGUUUUUGCUCAUUGCGGCUUUUAGGAUGAUCGAGGUAGGAUCCGUAGCUCGUUACAUUUCAGCUCCAGUCAGCCAUUAAGAGCCAUGUGACUUCAUUCCUGCUCUUCUGAUCAGUUCUAGUAGCUUACUAGAUCUAGAACUAAAAAGGUUUCUCCGAUCGAGGGAUUGAACAAUACAGUUCAAUACGUCUGUAACUGCCCAGGUUCUCAGACGGUACUCAGCUGAAUCCUGCAUAUGGCAGGCCCAACUGUUAUUUUUUCCCCAAAGUUAGUUCGUAGGAAAUUUUUUCUCAUGAGCU
Messenger RNA from Marchantia polymorpha subsp. ruderalis, 641 nucleotides. Lineage: Eukaryota; Viridiplantae; Streptophyta; Marchantiopsida; Marchantiales; Marchantiaceae. The record is from the annotation of a GenBank genome assembly.